Molecule: messenger RNA, 1373 nt
Organism: Camponotus floridanus (Florida carpenter ant)
Lineage: Eukaryota; Metazoa; Arthropoda; Insecta; Hymenoptera; Formicidae
Gene: Spf30
Product: survival of motor neuron-related-splicing factor 30
Exons: 6
Coding region: 369-1082 (237 amino acids)
Biological process (GO): mRNA processing; regulation of alternative mRNA splicing, via spliceosome
Cellular component (GO): nucleus; precatalytic spliceosome; cytoplasm
Molecular function (GO): RNA binding
Source: RefSeq, a predicted model, not a curated record
AGCACAAUUAAGUCGCCAUCUUGCAGAGUUUAUCGCUUUAGCUAUUUUUAUAAUUGAUAUUUCUGUUGAUAUCUUUCAAUCGACAUCCUUUAUCGGCAUCCUUUUUUUAUCCAUAAUUAUUUCUUUAAAUUCUUUACUUUAAUCACUAUUCUGACAUCCGUCCGUGUAUUAUGAUAUAUUAAAAAAAAAGCUAGCAACAUUGCAUGUGGCAACACUGUUCGCAUUUUGCACUUUAAACAAGGGCAUUAUCGAGAGGAAGUGUCGUGAGAGAAAAUAUCUUAUACAUAUUUAGAAGGUGAAAGAAGAAGGCUGUGAAACGUAAAACGCUGUGGCUUCGAAUAAUCUGUUUCUCGCUCGAAUCAAACAUCAUGGAUGAUUUGCAGAAUUACAAGUUACAGCUCCAACAGGUGGAAGCAGCUCUCACGACAGAUCCGAAUAACGAGGAGUUGAUAAAGCUGAAAUUUGAUUUGAAGGAAGUAAUAAAGCUGACACAUGAUUUAAUUAAGUCACAACAACAGGAAAAAAGACAAGCCAAUGGCAUGGAUGCUAAAGAUCCUAUUUUGCUUGCAGUUCUGGCCAAUAAAUGGAAGGUCGGCGAUCAAUGUAUGGCACCUUGGAGCGAAGACGGCAAAUAUUAUGAAGCAACCAUAGACUCGAUAAGCGAAGAUGGAGUUGUAAACAUAACAUUCAAUGAAUAUAAAAACACUGAUGUCACCAUGCUCAGUCAAUUGAAAUCUGUUGCUAAGAGGCCAGCAUCAGACUGGGCAGAUCAAAAAUCAAAAAAAAGGAAGAUGCAAGCAGCUGCAGUGGCAGGUACAGAUCCAAACAAACAAAGAGAAUAUCUUAAGAAGAAGAAGCAGAGGAAAUUACAGCGAUUUAAGGAAUUAGAAGAAGAACGUGAGUUAGAGAAAAACAAAUGGUUAGCGUUUACCAAUAAGUCUUCAAAAAAAGGCGUCAUAAAGAAAAGUAUCUUUGCAACACCAGAGAAUGUGAAUGGUCGCGUGGGAAUUGGUACCUGUGGCGUUAGUGGUCGAGAAAUGACGAAGUUUAGUAAUGGAGAAAAAUGGAGACGAGGAGCUUAAAUAACUUAAAUGUAAAUAAAUAGAUUAUUAUCCUUAUAACUUGGUGAGAGAUAGAAGAGAUUUUUGCAGAACUACUAUUAUAUUAAAUAUUAAAAAGAGACUGCUGAUUUUUCACGAAAGUUGGUAUAGAUCGAAUCAAUGCGCGCAAUCGAAGAAUGGCGAUGAUGUGCGCAAAGAUGAUAAAUUUUGUUAAUACCGACUCUGUAAUUUCCGAAAUAAUUUCGGAUUUUUUAUCAUAACACAAAAUUAACUGCGAUAAAUGUGAAUAUCUUUUUAGAUUAAUGUUUCUGU